This is a messenger RNA of Cucumis melo (muskmelon), 828 nucleotides long. RefSeq names its product NDR1/HIN1-like protein 26. Lineage: Eukaryota; Viridiplantae; Streptophyta; Magnoliopsida; Cucurbitales; Cucurbitaceae. The transcript has a single exon. Gene Ontology annotation, biological process: defense response to other organism. Bases 35 to 721 code for a protein of 228 amino acids. The record is from RefSeq and is a predicted model, not a curated record.
GAAAAGAUUAAGUUUUUUCUUAGCCUAAAAAUAAAUGAAUAGUCCUAGCCACUUGCCCGUACACCACACGGACACGCCAGAGCAGCGCCCGACGGCCCCAACCAAGCACCAUCACUCGGCGCGUUACUACGCUCAUCGUGUCAAGGAAAGCCUCACCACCCGCGUCUCAAAGCUCAUAUGCGCCAUUUUCUUGAGCCUAUUGUUAAUUAUAGGCAUCAUAACCUUCAUAUUAUGGCUAAGUCUACGACCCCACCGCCCACGAUUUUUCAUCCACGAUUUUUCAGUUACGGGUUUUGGCCUUGAUAAUGGCUUCGAAAAUGCCCAAAUUGUCUUCAAUGCCACGGCCCGAAACUCCAAUCUCAAUAUUGGGAUUUACUACGACGCGAUGUCCGGUUCGGUUUAUUAUAAAGACCAGAAAAUAGGGUCGACGCCAUUGCUGGAUUCUUAUUACGAAGGGCCGAAGACUACGAAGGUUCUUACGGCGGCGCUGAGUGGAGCGACGUUGAAUGUUGAUAGGCAGCAGUGGAUGGAAAUGAGUAAUGAGCGGUCGAAAGGAGUGGUGGUUUUCCGGUUGGAAAUUACGUCGACCAUCCGGUUUAGGAUAUCGGCUUGGGAUAGUAAGAGGCAUGGAAUGCAUGCUAAUUGUCCCGUGUCGGUGGGCUCCGAUGGCAUGAUUUUGCCUUCUUCUAAGGAUGUUAGAUGUCCUGUCUACUUUACUUGAUUUUAACGUUAGAUUUGUGUUCGGGUUUGGAAAUGUGUUUGGAUUAAUUUUAAUUGUUUGUGUGAUUUGGCAAUUGGGGAAUUUAUUAAAACGGUAAUUCAAUUUUA